UAAGGAUCAGAUACAGACGCCCACCUCCACUAUCCACCGUCACUCUCGUUUUGUUGUCUAGAAAUCUCCAGUACCCCCAACCCAACGUCUCUCUCUCUCUCUCUCUCUCUCUCUUCUCUCGUAUACACAUAGCUUUCUUGAUCUCAAGCUCCACCAACUCCCCCCAUUAAGGAGUUUUCAUCAAUCAUGGCUGUUCUAGUCUAUCUGGUGCUUUUCUUGGCCCUCACUGGCCAUUCAACUGCUAGUUAUUGCUUCUGCAAAGAUGGGUUGAGUGAUCAAGCCCUUCAGAAGGCGCUGGAUUAUGCUUGCGGAGCUGGAGCGGACUGUUCCCCGAUCAGUCAAAGUGGCUCCUGCUACCAACCCAACACUGUAAAGAAUCACUGCGACUAUGCUGUAAACAGCUAUUACCAGAGGAAGAACCAAGCUCAGGGAAGUUGUGAUUUCGCUGGCACUGCCUCCGUUAGCCAAACUGCCCCUACCGUUGCUUCUGCUAGCUGUGUUUAUCCUGCAAGUCCCGGCCAAGCAGGAACAAGCACCUCCACCAACACAAGCACAACUCCUCCAAGCACCACUACUCCCACAACUGGUACUCCCACAACCGGAACUCCCACAACCGGAACUCCAACCACAACCUCAUUCAUCCCCCCUCCCCCGGGCUUUAUCGCCGGAAUUAGUCCCACCGGAACCACCAGCACCACCGGCAUCAACGACGGGAGUGCAGGUGUUGCUCUCUCCAGAGGCACUGGCAUGUUCUUCUCUCUUGCUCUGACCUUGUGCUCACUCUUGCUGUGGGGCUGAUUAAGGUAAAAAAAAAAAAAAAUAGUUAAUAGAGGAGGUAUAAUUUAGUGGGGUUGAUGUGUGGAUUAGAUGUCACCACGUCAGGAGGGGUAGGCUUGUAAUUUUCAUUGGGUGCCCCACUAAGAUUUUUUUUUUGUUUUUUUUCCUCUCUUGUAUUCCUCUAUGUUAAAAAAAAAAAGCUGGGAAUUUGAUUCCUUUUUGAGUGGUGACACGACUGCUAUUUGUAUUGGGGUAGAGAGCCUGAUCUCUUCUUUUUAGAGUUUUUCCUUUUUGUUGUAUAUCUAGAGAGGUAGUAUUUUUUUACUAGUACCCCAUUUACCUUACGUAAUUUCUUUUGGCCUAGUAGUAAAACUAAGUAAAUCAGUGCUUUUGUCA
Molecule: messenger RNA, 1173 nt
Organism: Corylus avellana
Lineage: Eukaryota; Viridiplantae; Streptophyta; Magnoliopsida; Fagales; Betulaceae
Product: PLASMODESMATA CALLOSE-BINDING PROTEIN 2
Source: RefSeq, a predicted model, not a curated record